Molecule: messenger RNA, 1051 nt
Organism: Nanorana parkeri
Lineage: Eukaryota; Metazoa; Chordata; Amphibia; Anura; Dicroglossidae
Gene: OSGEP
Product: O-sialoglycoprotein endopeptidase
Exons: 12
Coding region: 44-1051 (335 amino acids)
Biological process (GO): tRNA threonylcarbamoyladenosine modification
Cellular component (GO): EKC/KEOPS complex; cytoplasm
Source: RefSeq, a predicted model, not a curated record
GAUGUGUCACUGCAGAGGAAAUAGGAAGCUAUAACGGGUCACAAUGACUAUUGUAAUUGGAUUUGAAGGCAGUGCCAACAAAAUUGGUGUUGGGAUUAUACAGGAUGGAAAGGUUCUUAGCAACCCGAGAAGAACCUAUAUUACACCUCCAGGGCAAGGUUUCCUUCCUAGUGACACUGCUCGCCAUCACCGCUCCUGUAUACUGGAAGUGCUGCAUGAAGCUUUAGAGGAAGCAAAGAUCCAACCAAAGGACAUAGACUGUGUGGCAUACACAAAAGGACCUGGAAUGGGAGCACCUUUGCUUUCAGUAGCCAUAGUGGCACGCACAGUAGCACAGCUCUGGAAGAAGCCCCUUUUAGGAGUAAAUCAUUGCAUAGGCCAUAUUGAAAUGGGGCGACUGAUUACUAAUGCUGAAAACCCUACUGUUUUGUAUGUGAGUGGAGGCAACACACAGGUCAUUGCAUACUCUGAACGCCGGUAUCGGAUAUUUGGUGAGACAAUAGAUAUAGCUGUAGGAAACUGUUUGGACCGUUUUGCUAGGGUCCUAAAGAUUCCAAAUGAUCCCAGUCCUGGUUAUAAUAUUGAGCAGAUGGCCAAGAAGGGCAAACAAUUUGUGGAGCUGCCAUAUACUGUCAAAGGAAUGGAUGUGUCCUUCUCUGGCAUUCUAUCUUACAUUGAGGACAUGGCUCACAAAAUGUUGUCUCCAGGAGAAUGUAGACCAGAGGAUCUCUGUUUCUCUUUACAGGAGACUUUGUUUGCAAUGCUUGUGGAGAUCACAGAACGGGCUAUGGCCCAUUGCGGUUCACAGGAAGUCUUAAUAGUUGGUGGAGUCGGAUGUAACAUUCGCUUACAGGAGAUGAUGGCGGUUAUGUGCAAGGAAAGAGGCGCCAAACUUUUUGCUACAGAUGAGAGUUUCUGCAUAGAUAACGGUGCUAUGAUUGCCCAAGCUGGAUGGGAAAUGUUUCGAUCUGGUCACAUCACCCCACUGCAAGACUCCUGGAUAACUCAGAGGUACAGGACAGACGAGGUGGAGGUUACAUGGAGAGACUGA